Messenger RNA from Pongo pygmaeus (Bornean orangutan), 777 nucleotides. RefSeq lists its product as uncharacterized. The transcript is spliced from 4 exons. The coding region runs from base 1 to 768 and encodes 255 amino acids. The record is from RefSeq and is a predicted model, not a curated record. Lineage: Eukaryota; Metazoa; Chordata; Mammalia; Primates; Hominidae.
AUGCAUCCUAGGCAGGCAGAGAAGUGGAGAGUUUUCGUAGGAAUUCUGGGAAGUGUAGUUAGGGAGUCCCGUGUAGUCGGGAAUGCUGCAUUUGUCUUCCGAGGCGGCGGUGUGGAUCUCGCACUGCGGCCGCCUCGCCUUGGCUGGGGAGAAUCUCGGGCUACAAACAGGAAGGAUUUUAUUCACCGUCGAUGCGUCCCCGAGUUGUCCCAAAGCGAGGCAGUGCCCCCAAGGUCUGUGCUGAGCAGAAAGCAGCUCCGCCCUCGCGGUGCCCCCGGCCCGCCUGUCCGGGUCUGUGCUGAGGAGAACACUGCUCCUCCUUCGCUGUAUCUCCGAAGUCUGUGCAGAGAACUCCGCUCCGCCCUCACGAUGCUCUUCAGGUCUGUGCUGAGCAGAAAGCAGCUCCGCCCUCGCGGUGCCCCACGCUCGCCCGCCCAGAUCUGUGCUGAAGAGAACACUGCUCCUCCUUCGCUGUAUCUCCGAAGUCUGUGCAGAGAACUCAGCUCCGCCCUCACGAUGCUCUCCAGUCCAUGGGAACCCUGGUGUUCUUCUGUCCAAGAUUAUCUCCAACUACCUCCAGGGAUCCAUUGGAGAAAGACACCAGUUUUUGAGCCAACUACUACAAUUCUUAUAAUGUGGAUACCAUUGUGUCUUAAAGUCAAUUUUUUUCUUACUAUUCUUGUAUCCAAAAUGACAGUAAAACACAAACAAUAUGACUGUGCUGAUACGUGUUGGUGGCAUCUAUUAAUUAUUUGGUUCUGGCACUGAAGAUAAAUG